UCCCUCCCUCCCUCCCUCCGCCCGCCCUGCCGUGCGCCCUCCAUCCCGGGAGCCCCGCGGAGCCCCGCGAUGCUCGCCCGCCGCCUCCCCCUGCUCGUGCCCUGGCUGCUCCUGCAGAUGGUGUGUGCUGGGGGCCACAUCACCAAGACCUUGGGGUACCUGGAACUGGGCACCUCCAGCCUCCUCAAGGACGUCCCCUAUGGUCCCCUGAAAACCCCAGUACUCGACCCUGGGCGGCUGAUUCCGGCUGAGCCCCCGCAGGGCGCAGGGACACCCUCGGGCACUGUACGGAGCCCUUGGGACUGGCAGAAGAACCAGACUGCUGGGGAGCUGACGAGUUCACGUGCCCGGCGCAAGCCCUCGCUCAAGUCUGGCCGCACCAAGAAGAUCUUUGGCUGGGGAGACUUCUACUUCAACAUCAAGACACUGAAGUUCAGCCUGCUGGUGACGGGGAAGAUCGUCGACCACAUCAACGGGACCUUCAGCGUCUACUUUCGCCACAACUCCUCCAGCCUGGGCAACGUCUCGGUCAGCAUCGUGCCCCCCUCCAAGGCAGUGGGUUUCGAGGUGCUGCUGCCGGCGCCCCCACCGCUGCCCCAUCCUCCCCGCCAGCAGAGCACCCUGCCUGAGGGGCGCCCGGCCAAGGCCCUCAACUGCCACGUGGAGUACGAGAAGACCAACCGGGCACGGAAGAACAAGCCUUGCCUGUAUGACCCCUCCAAGGUGUGCUUCACCGAGCACACGCAGAGCCACGCCGCCUGGCUCUGCGCCAAGCCCUUCAAGGUCAUCUGCAUCUUCAUCUCCUUCCUCAGCAUUGACUACAAGCUGGUCCAGAAGGUCUGCCCCGACUACAACUUCCAGCACGACAACCCCUACUUCGGCUGACGGGCACGGGAAGGAGCGGCAGGCGACAGAGCUGGAGGCAGAUGGAGGGGCCGGGGCGGGGGCUCCUGCAUCCCAUCCCAGCUGCAUGGUGCCCCCAUCACCACCACACCGGCCCCACUCCUUCAUCACCGCAGCAUCUCCCCAGGGUGCAGGAGCAGGGCCAGGCGGCACAGGGCUUCCCAGCCCCAUCGCCCACUGCGCAGCCACGCUCCAAUCCCUGCGGUUGGGUGUGGGGUGCAGGCAUGGGGUCCAGACCCCUACUCCACCGGGGGAAGGGGGGGCUGGGCUGGGGCCCCCAGGAGCGUGUGGGUGAGUCAGGGGUACAGCCCCACGCGACGCUGGGUGCGUGGCACCUCCAGGGCGGGCACAGUUGCGGGGUGGGGUUGCUGCGUGCCAGUUAUGGUGCUGGGCAGAGCUCAGGCUCUGCGGCCGUGGGUGAUGUGUACGCACGUGCAUGUGAACACGUGUGUGCACGCCGGUCUGUGCAUGUCUGAGGGCACCAUCCAGGUAUUUUAGAGCCUCCCCUCCUCCAUCAGCCCCUCCCAAGCUGCCCCAUGGACACCCCCACGUACACACUGGGGAGGACCCUGCUUGGUUGGCCAUCCCUCACCCCAAUUUGCAGUCCCCUGCCCACCACCAUGCCGUGAAGAAGUGCCAUGCCAAGGGCAGGGACGUGGAGGUCCCCAUCCCUGAGCAGGCAGGGUCCUCCCUGGGGGCUGCCCUCACCCUGGCUCCGGGCAGGGGCUUCUUCAUAU
This is a messenger RNA of Cuculus canorus (common cuckoo), 1640 nucleotides long. RefSeq names its product neurexophilin 4 (gene NXPH4). Gene Ontology annotation, molecular function: signaling receptor binding. The transcript has 2 exons. Lineage: Eukaryota; Metazoa; Chordata; Aves; Cuculiformes; Cuculidae. The coding region runs from base 70 to 885 and encodes 271 amino acids. The record is from RefSeq and is a predicted model, not a curated record.